AUGGCGUCUGCCACCAUCACAUCCACCAAAGCCCUGGUCCUCCACGGCGCCAAAGACCUCCGCCUGGAAACCAGAGAUGCACCAGCACCUACAGGAAACGAAGUCCAAGUCGCCAUCCGCGCCACGGGCCUCUGCGGCUCUGACCUGCACUACUACACCCACGGCCGCAACGGCGACUUUGUCGUGCGCUCGCCCAUGGCCCUAGGCCACGAGUCUUCUGGAGUCGUCACAGCCACUGGACCCGACGUGAAAACACUAAAGACUGGCGACCGCGUCGCCCUCGAAGUCGGCCUUCCAUGUCGAACAUGCCUGUUCUGCGCGUCCGACCGCUACAAUCUCUGCUCCAACAUGCGGUUUCGCUCCAGCGCAAAAGUGUUUCCGCAUCUGGACGGCACGCUCAUGGAAUACACGAACCAUCCCGAAGACAUGUGCCAUGCGCUACCAGACUCUGUCUCGUUCACAGGCGGUGCCCUCGCUGAACCUCUGGCUGUCUGUCUCCACGCAAUCCGCCGCUCACACCCGCCCACCAGCGACGAAGCCGCCAUCGCCAAAUCGCUGGGCGAAGAGAGCGCCGCGCUGAUCUUCGGCGCGGGCGCGAUUGGCCUGCUGCUCGCUGCGGCGCUGGCCACAUCGCAGCAUUUCUCGUCGAUUGUGGUUGCUGAUAUCGACGGUGCGCGGCUCAAGGUCGCCGAGUCGCUGGGGCUGGGCCUCAGGACUACCCUGAUUGAGCGCUCGGCGACCCCGCCGCCGCCCAAGGAUGCUCCGCAGGCUGAGCAGACGGCGUACGCGCUGGCGACAGCACAGGAGACGGCGAAGAAAUUGCAAGAGGCGCACGCGGUGAGUGGUGGGUUUGCGCGGGUGUAUGAUUGUACGGGGGUGCCGGCGUGUGUGCAGGCGGGAAUCUAUGCGUCGGCGCCGGGGGGUGUCGUGGUGCAGAUUGGUAUGGGGUCGCCGGUGCAGACGCUGCCCGUGGGAGCUGCUGCGUUGAGAGAGGUUGAUUUGAUCGGCGUGUUUCGCUAUGAUAGGCAUGCGUAUCCUACAGCCAUAAAAGUGCUGGAGACGGAUGUGUUCAAGAGGGUGGAGGAGAAGGUCGUGACGCAUCGCGUCAAGCUGGCCGAAGAAGGCCAGGGAGACAGGGCUUUUGGCCUGGCGGGCAAAGGAGUCGAUGAGAAUGGCGUGCCUGUGGUCAAGGUGGUGAUUGAGGGCUGA
This is a messenger RNA of Talaromyces rugulosus, 1209 nucleotides long. RefSeq lists its product as uncharacterized. The record is from RefSeq and is a predicted model, not a curated record. The transcript has 2 exons. NCBI's taxonomy places the organism in Eukaryota, Fungi, Ascomycota, Eurotiomycetes, Eurotiales, Trichocomaceae. The coding region runs from base 1 to 1209 and encodes 402 amino acids. Gene Ontology annotation, biological process: D-sorbitol catabolic process. Gene Ontology annotation, molecular function: zinc ion binding; L-iditol 2-dehydrogenase (NAD+) activity.